AUGGGUUUGCUAUCGUUUGGAGAACCGCUCAGUCAUCCGGAGAAUAGGAAACACGCGGCACACGUGCGGAGACACGGAAUCAAACAAUUCAUUAAUAUCUAUAACCAAAACAAAGACCGAAUCGACCGGUGCUUCAAAUGGGGCGAUGAGAUCGAGUACGUGAUCGUCCGCUUCGAUCACAACAACCAAAAAGUUAGACUAAGUCUUCGCCCGAAAGACAUUUUGGAGGUUAUGGACGAAAGGGAGGCGAGAGAGGGACCAAAGUGUGAGGUGUUGUGGCGGCCAGAGUACGGCUCGUUUCACAUCGAGGCCACACCCGGACAGCCGUACGGACACCAAAACGAAAUGAAUAGCAAAAAGUCAAUGAAUUGUUGGUUUAAUAACGUGGAGAAUAAUAUGAGAGAAAGGCGUCGAGAUAUCAAACAUCUUCUCGGACCGGAUGAAGCUUUACUUUGUUUGGGAAAUUUUCCAAGGUUGGGUUGCGAUGACAUUAGUGUGCCGUACAGUAGUCCCGAUCCCCUAAACAGCUCAACGGGCAGUAUCUUUGUGUCGGAUGUGUUGACAAAUAGCGCUCAUCCGAGAUAUAUAAAGACGGGCUAUAAUAUAGUUCAACGCAGAGAAAAGAAGAUCACAAUCAAUAUUCCCAUUUUUAAAGACACCAAAACUCCCGACCCUUUCAUUGAGUUGUUUAACGAUAAGGAGUCCAAUAGAGAGGCAAAAGUGGAUCACAUUUAUUUGGACGCACCCGUACUGGGAAUGGGCUGCUCUUGUCUUCAAGUUACAAUGCAGGCCACGAAUAUAGAGGAGGCGUUUGUAUUGAAUGACCAGUUGUUGCCGUUAACGCCUAUUAUGACGGCGUUAAGCGCAGCCACUCCUAUAUUUAGGGGCUAUUUAUCAGACUAUGACUGCCGAUUGGAGGCCUCUUCCGCGUCGAUGGACGACAGAACUCCUGAAGAACGGGGAGAGAGACCCCUAAAACAUGAUAAAUUCAGGAUUCAUAAAUCGCGAUGCGCCCCUUUAAACACAUAUCUGUGCGAAUGUAAUGCUAGAUAUAAUGAUAAUCCCAUUGUCUAUAAUACGGAGUUUUAUGAUGAGAUGAUCAGCGCCGGAGUGACACCAUCUCUGGCCCAACACAUGGCAUAUGUGUUCAUAAGAGACCCGACGGUUACUUAUUGGGAGAAAUUGGAUCAAAACGAUAGCACAGAAACGGAUCACUUCGAGAAUAUUCAGUCGACUAAUUGGCAGACAAUGAGGUUUAAACCGCCGCCUCUUAACCAACAGUCCAUCGGUUGGAGAGUAGAGUUCCGUCCGAUGGAGAUCCAGAUGACUGACUUCGAAAACGCCGCCUUUUCUGUCUUCACU
Molecule: messenger RNA, 1362 nt
Organism: Medioppia subpectinata
Lineage: Eukaryota; Metazoa; Arthropoda; Arachnida; Sarcoptiformes; Oppiidae
Source: the annotation of a GenBank genome assembly